Molecule: messenger RNA, 1577 nt
Organism: Nothobranchius furzeri (turquoise killifish)
Lineage: Eukaryota; Metazoa; Chordata; Actinopteri; Cyprinodontiformes; Nothobranchiidae
Gene: avp
Product: arginine vasopressin
Cellular component (GO): extracellular region; secretory granule
Molecular function (GO): neurohypophyseal hormone activity
Source: RefSeq, a predicted model, not a curated record
CAAACUUUCCUUGAUUUUUGCAUUUAUUGAGUGUUGUGCUCAUAAACAGGAGCCCUUCACACAUUAACCUGCGGAUGCUCAGUUUUGCUGUCUGUCGUUUACGUCUUAAUUGGUCUAAUGGGCUAAAUGCUGCUCUGAUCACGGCGCGGGAUGCUAAACGGUUGUUGGAAAUGUAAAUGCUGUUACGCUCAUCCGUCAUCAGGAGGAUAAUUUGUGUGACCCUGAAGUUGCCGUGAUGCCAGUCCUGACUCCAAAAGUAAAAAACGUCUUGGAGGAAUCAGCCUGAUGACUAAACCUAGCAUGAUCUUCGUGAAAUGUUCUUCAUCCUGGCAGUUAUCGAGGCAAAUCUAAUUAAAUGUCCUCAAAUUCGAAUUAGUUUUAUUUAUUGCCUGUUUUAUUUUCCCGCCCACCUCAGAAUUUAUUCUAGAAAUCACUGCAGCGCGAGGUUGAAUACAGAAGAGACAUCUCUUGUUUUCUUCUGCAGAUUUGUUUGAUGGCGCACACCUGAUGCAGAGCCACAUCUCAGGCGACCUUUCGCGCACGCGCCGCGCACGCAGGUGGCCUUCGGAGAGAGGGGGGGUGGGGGGCGCGUGUCCGUGUGGUGACGUCAGGGCACGGUCGCUUUGUCAGAUCGUGUCCGCGUGUUUAAAAAGUGAGAAAAUGACAGGUGGUGUCAGUCAGACGGACCGGACCGGCGAGCCCGACCAGAACCAGCAGCCAUGCAGCACUCCCUGCUCCCCCUCGCCGUCCUGGGACUCCUCGCCCUCUCCUCCGCCUGUUACAUCCAGAACUGCCCCCGGGGGGGCAAACGAGCGCUGCCGGAGGCUGCCACCAGACAGUGCAUGUCUUGUGGCCCCGGAGACAGGGGCCGCUGCUUUGGCCCCAGCAUCUGCUGCGGGGAGGGUCUCGGCUGCCUGCUGGGCUCACCAGCAUCAGCUUACUGCGAGGAGGAGAACUACCUGCUCACCCCCUGCCAGGCGGGGGGCAGACCAUGUGGAUCUGAAGGAGGACGCUGCGCCGCUUCAGGACUCUGCUGCAACUCGGACGGCUGCUCUGUGGAAUCUGACUGCCUUGGGGAGACGGAAGCCACCGAUCUGGCCCAAGGCUCUGCGAGGAGCUCCCCCACGGAGCUGCUGCUCCGUCUCCUCCACGUGGCCAGCAGAGGACAGAACGAGUACUGAGCCAGGGAGCGUGGAAAUCCCAGCCAGCCGGAUCCUCACAGUCUGGAGCUACGACACUAUCAAGCCUCAAGUUAUGAACUCUGAACCGAACCAGUUUGCUUUGUCUGUGCUAAUCUUGCCUCAUUUUAAAUAAUAUUCACCUAUUUUUUCUUACACACACAAAAAAUACUGUGAAAUAAAUCAGAUCAUUGAUAAUAAACAUCAUAUUUACUCCCUGUCCAAAAGAAAUGUACAUAUUUAUACUGUAAACAGUCCAGAGCCUAAAUUAAAAUGUAAAUAAAUGAUAAAUUAAGCUUUCCACUGAUGGUGAACAACUGAUUUCCAAUGCUUGAGUACAUUCCUGUGGUGUAGCAGACGUAUUAUUGUAAAUAAAAAAUGGAAGAAAAAUACCGAUGG